Ipomoea triloba (trilobed morning glory) is the source of this 633-nucleotide messenger RNA. RefSeq lists its product as uncharacterized. Lineage: Eukaryota; Viridiplantae; Streptophyta; Magnoliopsida; Solanales; Convolvulaceae. The record is from RefSeq and is a predicted model, not a curated record. The transcript has 3 exons. The coding region runs from base 52 to 432 and encodes 126 amino acids.
CAAUUCAAUUCAACAAAGCUUAGAUUAUUUGUUUGGAUUUGAGGAAUAGCCAUGGCCGCUAACACGUCCGGUGUCUCCAAUCCGAAACUGGAUGUCGAGUAUGAAGAUGAAGGUGAUGAUGGUUGGAGCUCACCCUCUGAGUGGGAUUACAAACUACAUGAAGUUCCAUCCGACGGAAAAGAUGGUCCUGUGAUCAAUCUUCUCUGCAAAUUGGCUCUUACUCAUUACCAAAAUAGCCAUCAGCCAGGAGAAACUUACGAGUUUGUGAGCAUACAGAAGGUACUGUGCGGGCUUGUUUCCGGUGUAGAGUAUUCCGUCACAUUUUGGGCCAAAAAUCUGAAGAGCAAUGUGGUUGAAACAUUUGAAGGUCGUGGUUAUGAUAUGAUUGGAGAAGAUGAGUUGAAAAUAGUGAGUUGUGCCCUGAAAGAAUAGGGUAUUUAGCACAAAUUUCUUGAAAUAAUAGGGUAUUGUUUAGGAAUGUCACCACUGCUGUGUGUGUGUGUGUUUUUUUUUUUUUAAGGAUUUUGCUGUAAUUUCCGCUGAUUUAAUCUAGUCAGUAUUAUCGCACUCGCUGGCUGGCUGUCUGUCUUCGGAACUGAAUCAUGAAUAUUAUGGUCUAUUUUAUUACUGUUU